Messenger RNA from Seriola aureovittata, 2311 nucleotides. Its product is annotated as arginyl-tRNA--protein transferase 1. Gene Ontology annotation, biological process: protein arginylation. The transcript has 12 exons. The coding region runs from base 60 to 1586 and encodes 508 amino acids. The record is from RefSeq and is a predicted model, not a curated record. NCBI's taxonomy places the organism in Eukaryota, Metazoa, Chordata, Actinopteri, Carangiformes, Carangidae. Gene Ontology annotation, molecular function: arginyl-tRNA--protein transferase activity. Gene Ontology annotation, cellular component: cytoplasm.
CCAGCAGUACUUGCCCGGACACCGGGCAAACUCAGCUGUCAUCUGUUUCGAUACUAAAGAUGGCAGGAAACAAGUCUUACACUAUAGUAGAAUAUUUCGGCGGCGAUGACGGUUACCGCUGUGGUUACUGCAAAAAUGAAAAGGGAAAUUUUUCUCAUGGGAUGUGGUCUCACACCAUGACAGUACAAGACUACCAAGACCUCAUAGAUCGAGGAUGGAGGAGAAGUGGGAAAUAUGUCUAUAAGCCCAUAAUGAACAAGACAUGCUGUCCACAGUACACCAUCAGGUGUCAUGCAGUGAAAUUUCAGCCUUCCAAAUCCCACAAGAAAAUCCUGAAGAAGAUGAGCAAAUUCAUUUCUAAAGGGGAAUUACCAACAGGACAGGAUGAUGGGGAGCCAAUGGACUCUGUGUGUGAAGAAGCAGGUCCACGGGAACCGAGUAAAGUCUCUCACGCAGAAGUGAAGUGUCCUGUAGUGACAGACAUUCAGAAGGAAGUAGCAGAGUGUCCCGCUAUCACAGAGGUUCAGAAGGAGGUAGCUGACGCUUUGCCCACAGGCUCAGAAAUGCCAAGAAAGGAUCCUGUAUCUGUUCCGGAUGGAAGAACGACAGCCACACCUCCAAAACCAGGGAUGGGAGCUGAUCCUAGCCGGCCGCCAUGUCGGAAGGCCAAAGACUUAAGGAAGGAGCGACGUAUCCAGAAAGAGCAGAUGAGACAACACGCUGACGGGGUCUCCUCUAUUGUCUCACCUACCCCAAGCACCCCCACCCAGACCAACCAACCCAAAAAUCUGGAAGAUUUCAUCAAUGAGUCAUUGCCUGACAACUCUUCUCAUUGCCUUGAGGUGAGGCUAGUGCGCUCCAAUCCCCCUAGCCCGCAGUUCAAAGCCUCUUUCGACGCCUCCUACCAGGUGUACAAACUCUACCAGAUGGCCAUUCACAAGGACCCUCCUGACAAACCCUCCGAGAGCCAGUUCCGGAGAUUUCUCUGUGAUUCACCACUAGAGGCCGAAUAUUCUCCCGAUGGGCCCGAGGUGGGCUACGGCUCCUUCCAUCAGCAGUACUGGCUGGACGGACGCAUCGUGGCCGUGGGGGUGAUCGACAUCCUGCCUACCUGUGUGUCUUCUGUCUACCUGUACUACCACCCAGAAUUUGCCUCAAUGUCUCUAGGCUCCUACUCUGCUCUCAGGGAGAUCGCUUUCACCAGGCAUCUGCAGAAACAGUCCCCCAAGCUGUCCUACUACUACCUGGGCUUUUACAUUCACUCCUGCCCCAAGAUGCGGUACAAGGGGCAGUACCGGCCUUCAGACCUCCUGUGCCCGGAGACCUACGUCUGGGUACCAAUAGAGCGAUGCCUUCCGCAGCUGGAGAACUCCCGCUAUGCUCGUUUCAGCCAGGAUCCUGAUGCAGGAGAUGCUCGGGCGCUGAAGGAUGUGGGAAGAGCGCUGGUGCUAUACAGACGGGCCGUCAUGCCCUACGCUGCCUACUCACGCAAACGCAAGAGCUCCAGCGACGAGACGGAGGUGCAGCAGUACGCCGGCUUGGUCGGCCAGGACUGUGCUGAGAGGAUCCUGCUGUACCGCGCCUAAACAUACAACAACACACCACUGCACCUUUUUGAUUUACGUGAAUACACACCUCCCAGCAUUGUCUGUCCCUGUAUUUUGUCUCAUCGCUGUCUGUGAAAGUGCUUUCCGUUGCUCUAGUCUCACCAUGCUUCACUCUACACAGGCUGGAACGAGGCAGUGGUCAUCUAGUGUAUGUAUACACCCAUUCACCCACAGCCCUCAUGCAUCAGUGAGCUGUCAUUUACAUUUACUUUAUUUUUUCACUCAGCAGAAUCCAUUUUCAGUUUAGCUCUUGUGCAUCCUUUUGCUUGAUUUGAAUCCAUACAGGGACCAGAACCCUUGUGUGUUAUUUUAAUAUCACCUGUUCAUCACUUUGAUUUUCUUUGCACCAUCCUCAAUCCUGUAUACUUAACUAAUGAUGUUGAAAAGGAGCAUUUAGCCGCACAUAGGUGACAGCUUUCAUCUGAACAGACACGGGUUUGGAUUCUUGUCAACGUUGCCAGUUGAAGAGCAUGUUCUCCUUUGAAUGUCCAGUGAUUUUCUAAAAGGUUUUCGGUUGCUUACAUUGCAUACCAGAACUUCAAACUGACUCAUACUACAGCACGACAUGUAAAGAUUUUUAUUUAAAGCAAGGAACUAAUUGUUUUCAAUGUUUUUGUCUGUUAUAUAUUUAUAGCUUUAUUUGCUUUUCUUUUAAUAUUGACACUGUUAAUUUUGGUUAAACCAAAUAAAGGGGUUGUAUAUUC